Messenger RNA from Micropterus salmoides (largemouth bass), 6392 nucleotides. RefSeq names its product alsin-like. The record is from RefSeq and is a predicted model, not a curated record. NCBI's taxonomy places the organism in Eukaryota, Metazoa, Chordata, Actinopteri, Centrarchiformes, Centrarchidae.
AUGAGUGUCCCACGGCUGCUGAAGAAAGUUGGCCACCCGAGGAUGCGUGCAGUCGCCCUCACCCCGAUAGGAGGGGCGGUUGCCGAGGCCCAGGAGGCUUUUCACCUGCAGACGGAGGUGUGGAGUUGGGGCCGUUGCGAGCACGGACAGCUGGGACAUGGAGACACUCUGGACAGAUUACAGCCGCUGUGCAUCAAGAGUCUGAACAAUAAGGAGGUGGUGCUGGUGGCGGCCGGCGCUCAUCAUUCCCUCGCUCUGACUGCUCAGUCUCAGGUGUUUUCAUGGGGAAGUAACAGCUCUGGUCAGCUUGGACACAUGGAGUCACCCAGCACCGUCCCCCGCCUUGCAAAGCUAUCGGAGGGGAUCCGGGUCUGGGAUGUAAGUGCCGGAGAGAGACACACCCUCCUGCUCGCAGACGGAGACUGCAUCCAGCCCAUCAUUUAUUACAGCGGACAGCAGGUGAAAGAGGGGGCAGAAGAGAGCCAGCUGGGUCAGCAGGAGGAAGAGGAGCAGUGGGCUGGCGGCUACACCCAGCAGCCUGUACUACUGCCCUUCUGCAUGAACCUGCGUUAUGUGAGCAGUGUGUUUGCGGGGGGACAGCGGUGCGUGGCGCUCUCGGACCAGAACGUGAUGGGCUUCAUCGCCAGCCUCCAUGAGCUGGCGUCAGCCGAGAGAAAGUUCUACUGCAAGCUUUGUAACGUCAAGACACAGAUCAUACGCCCCCUGCUGGAGCUGGAGUCUCUGAAUUCGGCCCUCAGCCCAGUGGCCCUCGGUCUCCUGCAGACUCUGGCAGGCCAAUUCAGUCUCUUGUGUCAUCUAACUGGGCAGCACGCCGCCAGCCUCACCGCAAACCUGCGCCGCGGCCGCAAUGUCAAGAGCCUGCUCAUCCUCGACUAUGCCAGCAUCUUCCUCGACUCUCACCAUGAGUACUGCAGCGCUGUGGGCAACUUCCAUGUAAUGGGAGGUUUCCAGACCCUGAUCAAACCCUCUCUAGAUUUCUUUGGGAAGAGUGCUGAGCUGCUUCAGAAGCUGUCUGAGUGCAGCGAGGAGAACCUUACCAUGGCGGACCUCCUGGUGGCACUCUUCUAUCUCCCAACUCCCCACCUUCAUGAAUACAGCCGGUUGCUGCUCAAACUGGCCACCUGCUUUGAAGUGUGCUCCAAUGAGUACCAGAGGCUGCAGGACAGCUGCUCAAAGUUCGAAGCGUUGGCCCUCCAGCUGAAGAGAAAAAGGAAGGACGCCAACUACACCUUUCAUUUCUGGAAGAGCUUCCCUGGCAAAAUGACGGACUCGCUGAGGAAGCCUCACCGCCGGCUGAUCUGCGAGAGCAGUAACAAAGCUCUGACCCUGCAGAACGCCGGGAGGUUUUCCGUCAACUGGUUCAUCCUUUUCAACGACGCUUUGGUCCAUGCCCAGUUCUCCACACAUCACAUCUUCCCUUUGGCCACACUUUGGGUGGAGCCAAUCCCAGAGGAGAACACUGGCCUAUAUGGGUUAAAGGUCAUUGCACCAGAGGAGACAUUCACCCUUCUGGCAUCCUCUCCCAUGGAGAAGGCCAAGUGGCUUUGCUCCAUCAACCAGGCGGUAGACCAGGCCCUGAGUGGGGCGGGGCAGGACACGGCAUCAGUCAGCUCAGGGUCGGGGCAGAAGUUAGAGCCUCCAAUCUCCAGGAUGGCCUCUUACACCUUUUAUAAGGACGGACGGCUGAAAGAUGCAACAUAUGAAGGACGCUGGCUUGCCGGGAAGCCAAACGGCAGGGGAGUGUUAAAAUGGUCUGAUGGGAGGAUAUAUACAGGGACGUUCAAGAAUGGACUGGAGGAUGGCUUUGGUGAAUUUGAUGCUCCCAAUAAGACCCUCAACAAGAGCGAUCACUAUCAAGGUCACUGGAAAGAAGGCAAGAUGCACGGCCUGGGGACAUACAGGUAUGCCAGCGGUGAAGUUUACGAUGGAUCCUUCCAGGACAGCAUGCGACACGGCCACGGCAUGCUGCGCAGUGGCAAGCUCAACACUUCCUCCCCCAGUGUCUUCAUUGGCCAGUGGCUGCAGGACAAGAAGACCGGCUACGGAGUCUUCGACGAUAUCACAAAAGGAGAGAAGUACAUGGGCAUGUGGCAGGACCACCUGCGGCAGGGCACCGGGGUCGUUGUCACUCAGUUUGGCCUGUACUACGAAGGAGCCUUCAAAGAUAAUAAGAUGAUGGGCACUGGGAUCCUCCUGUCAGAGGACGACACUGUGUACGAGGGGGAAUUCUCUGAUGACUGGACCCUCAAUGGAAAGGGCGUCCUUACCAUUGCAAAUGGUGACUACCUGGAGGGCUCCUUCAGUGGAGAAUGGGGCUCUGGCCUCAAAGUGGCGGGGUCCUACUUCAAACCAAACCUGUUUGACACCGAUAAGGAGAAGACCCGUGCCGUAAAGCUGGGCCGUCUGUGUGUGUGUGCAGAGGAUAAGUGGCAGGCGGUGUUUGAGGAGUGUUGGAGCCAGCUUGGCUGCGAGGCGCCUGACCAAGGAGAGAACUGGAAGGCUUGGGAGAACAUCACUGUGGCCCUCACCACCAGGCGACAACACAUCCAGGACAGGAGCCACAGCAGAACCCUGGAUAGUCUGGAGGUCAUCCCACAGCACGUAGGUCCGAUCACCAUGGAGCGAUACAACACCAUUCGCCUCUACCUCAUCAAGGCCUGUGACACACCCCUCCACCCGCUGGGCGGGCUGGUGGAAACCCUCGUGGCAGUUUACAGGAUGACCUAUGUGGGUGUUGGAGCGAAUCGUCGGCUGCUGCCUCAGGCUGUCAAUGAGAUCAAGUCGUACCUCAACCGAAUCUUCCAGAUUGUCAGGUUUCUUUUCCCAGACCUGCCAGAAGAGGGCGGUCUAAUUCCAGAGCCGACCACUAUCCUCCAGGACAAGAAGGAGCAAGGCUCGACCGAUGCCCCACUGGAGUCACCAAAACCUAUCCGUGUGGUGAGCAGCUCAGCUCUGCUGCUCCCCGUGCUGCUACCUCGUCUCUACCCGCCACUCUUCACCCUCUAUGCUCUGGACAAAGAGAGAGAAGACGACAUCUACUGGGAUUGUGUCCUCCGCCUCAACAAGCAGCCUGACCUGGCACUGCUCGCCUUCCUGGGCGUUCAGCAAAAGUUUUGGCCUGUCUCCAUGCCUGUGCUGGGGGAGAAACUGCAGGUUCUCUCCAACACCAAGAACAUCUGCUUCGCCUCUGCAGUGGAAACAUUACAGCAGAUCAGCACAACGUUCACCCCGUCAGACAAGCUGCAGGUUAUCAAGCUCACCUUUGAGGAGAUCACCCAGGAGGUUCAGGCUCUGCUGAAGCAGAACUUCCUGUGGUCAAUGGAUGACCUAUUCCCUGUAUUCCUCUAUGUGGUCCUGCGUGCACGGCAAGCGUUGGACCACACAAACAGAAUCAGGAACUUGGGGUCAGAGGUCAGCCUGAUUGAAGACCUGAUGGACCCUUGUGUUCAACAUGGAGAGCAUGGCAUCAUGUUCACCACACUCAAGGCUUGUUACUACCAAAUCCAGCAUGAGAAGAUCACUUAAGAACUGGCGUUACUUCCUCAGUGAUCUGCAUGCUGCCGUCCCACCUACCAUCACAGCCGAUCACAGGGCCAGUAUCAGAGAGGCUUCAGGCACAGCUCCAUCUGCUGCCCACCCACCCACACACACACACACACACACACACACACACACACACACACACACACACUUUAGCCCUUUUAGUGACCUCUACCGGCUGCUUAUCCACAGAUCAUGAAGGUACACAUGUGAAUAUGAAUAUUGUCAGUGUUCUACUGCCAGAGAUGAGCCGCUUCAUACUGUUCAGUGUAAAACAGCAGAAAGACCGAAUGACUGAUGUAGGUGACAUUGUUACCUGGAUUUUUUUGUGCCAGUGGGAGUGGCACAUUCUCUGGCGUUCUUAAGUGACCUGUAUCUGACUAGUAUCUAGUACUGUGAGAUACUAGACCUAAUUUUUCUUCCUUCAGAAGAAUAAAUUUUUCGCAAGACGAUCCAUCACAGAAAAAACAUGUUCCUUUUCAGCCUUAAGUGUUUCAGAUCGUUUCACUUCUUUUUAUUCACUUCAUGAAGAACCUGACAUAACGUGGAAAUAAUCUCCCAAAAGCAUGCCGCUUUAUAAACUGACUUACUUUUUAUUUGGUGUCUUUCUCAGUAGUGUGUUUACAGCUAGCUCAGUUUUCAAAUGGUUUCUUUAACCCUGAAACACACCUUCAACAAACGACACAGAGGUGAGAUUCAGACUUUAUCAGAAGUGUUUUCAAACCAAUAUUUUCCAGGUUUACAAGAGAAAAAACUUCAAGGAUGAACUGGUUGGUUUGGCAAGUGCACGUCUGGUUAAGUUUCCCACCUCCAAUAAAGAGCAGCUCACAGCCGCUUCCCUGAUUCUUUCCUAUGGAAACCACAGGCGCUAGAUCUGAUGCUGUAUUUAUACAAAACAAAUCCUGUAUAGAGUGAAUUUGGUAAACUCUAAAUGAUUAUAAUAUUUUUCUGUUGCACCAGCUGGGAGCAGAAUACAGUUAAAGCUAGUACGUGGCUCAAUUAGUUGAUUCUGCCAGCAUCUUUAGCCGCCAACGAGCUACUCCACCUUUAAGAAGUAAUGUUGCUGAUAGAAGAUUAAAAUCCAGUGUGACGAACCGUGACACUUUCAUCAUGACUUGUUUCUGCAGCUCAACACUUAACAGACGUGAAUCUAUUGAAUACAUGCAAAACCAGGCUGAGAAAAUGUCCCCUUUUGAACACAGAGCAAAAGCUAAGUGCAGUGAAAUAUAUAUGUUUUUCCUAGAGAAUCGGACAGCUACUUGUUUCUGAGCCCAGUUUUCAGUAUUAUGAGUAUUGACUUGGUGCUGGCAAAAUCUGAAAAGGUAUGGGCUUAAAAUCAGCGUCUUUAACAGUUUUGGACUUGACAAAGAAGUCAAAAGCCGCAUCGAAGAAUUUGUUUGUAUUAAUUGUAUUGUUGGGGGGAAAUCAAUCAUUGCAGACUAGGAGAGAAGUCAGCACAUUUUUCAUGAAACUAAACACUAUUUGAAGGUCUUAAAAUCUGUUAAUCUGUAAAACACAGUAUGCACAAGGUAAAAUGUUGGAUUUGUCCUGCUGCAGGUGAUGAGUGAUGCAGUCGGUUUAAUGCAAACACUGUUUUUAUAGAUGGGAUGCUCAAAGCUGAUGCGCCAUCUGUUAAUGCUAACUGUUCUUUUUUAAACCAUUUACAGCAUUGUCAGAUUUGCGUCACACAUGGCAGUUUAUAAAAGGGCUUAAGAGGGGACUCAGAGGAUGAUGGAGCCUUUUUUAAUAUCAUGGCUUUUGUUUUCUCAGGUGGUUUAACAAUAGAAAAGCCAGCAGAUCAGAGGCCUCUUUUUCAAGUGACUAAAUUUAGAUGAAGCUGCUGUUUUUCCCUGCAGGAUUUUAAAAAUCUAGCAACAGAAAAUGGUUAGUAUGUAGAUCUGAAAUUUAAAGCUGCUGUCGUUAACUUUGGCUGUGAUAUAAGGUUGAAGUUUGAGGUCACACACUUUCACAAAUAAAUUUGAAAACAAAUGUAAUUUAAAUUAUUCUUUAAACUGUAAAAUGUAUCUCAACAGAUAUUAUGUAGUAAACAUCCCAGUGUAUCACCAUUUUGAAUUGGACUUGUGUGACUUGAUUGAUGAUUGUGAUAAUGCUUUCCAUCCCUGGUUAUCCUGGGACGGGAUGUGCCUGACAUUUAAAAGCACUAAAACAGUAUUGUCGUUGUAACUGGGGUGGGGAGUUUUUUCCAAAACGCUGUGGACGCUUAGACAAAACAUUCCCCUGGUGUAACAUUAUUUUGUCAACCAGAGACUUCAGUUGUGUGCGUUUUUUUAUUUUUUAUUUAACACAUCUUUAUGUCACUGACAAGACAAGGCUUCCUGUAUGUUGUGUAGAUGUGAUGGUGUUUCAGCUAUUAUUUUCUCAUGUCACUAAGCUCUUAACUCAAUCUACUUAAAAUGAAAGACAAAUAUUUUAUUAUGUCAACAAUCCAGCUGACUUGCAAACCUAACUACUAAGGCAGAACGUGACAUUUAUUGUAAUAGUUGUACCACAAAUGACAUGAAGUGCUAUUUUAAAUCCAAACUGAAUGGUUAUAAAGAUAAACUGAAGAUAAUGUGACACCUGUUUAGUUAACUUGCUGUACCUCAACAUCGGUUUAUCAUGGAAAUGCCCCACACAAGUCAUACUGUUGCAUUUUAUGCAUAAUUAACUGUUUUGUCAAUGGAAUUUUGGUGAUUACCAGUUGAAAUGUUGUGUUUCAGCUGGUUUACAUGACUCCGACCUGUGUGUCUUUUACAUGAUGUCAAAUGUAUUGUACCUUUUAAAUGAUAACAAACGGCAAUAAACUCAUUUGAUGGAUGUUGCUAACUAAA